This is a messenger RNA of Pseudozyma hubeiensis SY62, 2925 nucleotides long. RefSeq lists its product as hypothetical. The transcript has a single exon. Bases 1 to 2925 code for a protein of 974 amino acids. The record is from RefSeq and is a predicted model, not a curated record. NCBI's taxonomy places the organism in Eukaryota, Fungi, Basidiomycota, Ustilaginomycetes, Ustilaginales, Ustilaginaceae. Gene Ontology annotation, cellular component: brahma complex; nucleoplasm; SWI/SNF complex. Gene Ontology annotation, biological process: regulation of transcription by RNA polymerase II; positive regulation of DNA-templated transcription; chromatin remodeling. Gene Ontology annotation, molecular function: nucleosome binding; DNA binding.
AUGCAUCCGAUGCCAUCCUUGACACAUCGUCCACAGUCCACGCCCGGCAAGCCGCACACCCCGUCUUCCAUGCUCCAACAUCAUCCCAGCUCAACCAGAUUGCCGCAUACGUCUAGCGAUGCUUCCGCGCCUUUCAAGCGCUUCAAGAUGGUUGGUGAUGGCUUCGAGGCCCCCUACCUACUACCGGGCCCAAGCAACCGCAUUCUGCUCUCACUCAAAUCUGGACUCCCCUCGCAGAUUGACUGGGCCUUGUCGCGUCUCACGUCGCUCACGUCCGGCCAUCGCGACCAGGCGGCUCGCGAUUUCACGCUCGACAGCGUACCAGGCUUGACAGAGGCCUUGCUUUCGUACGUCAGAAGGAUACACGCCGCUCUCACAGGCCAACACCCAUCCAAGUGGGCCGCUUGCUACUUUGAGCAACCUGUUGACUGUCCAGAUGUUGGCAUCGGCGCUCCUGGCGAUGGAGGUCAUCAGGGACUGUCGACCUCUCGACAGCUAUACAUCAAGCAACUCCAGUAUGUUUCGAUCAUGCACAUGGAGUCGAAGAGCGUGCCGAGCACAGCUUCCGACGAUGGCGCCGAUGCAUCGCAUGCCGUAUUGAUGCGCAGGGCACUCGAGGCAGCCUUGUCUCUGCGUAAUCUCACUAUGCAUGGUUCCAAUGCGCGCAGCCUCGCUUCUACGAAGGGGAUCUUCGGAUUGAUUCGCGACGUGUUGCGGCUGCCAGUCACUGCGAUGCAAACGCGCAAACACACAGAGAUUGCAUCCGAAUCGCAACACGAGGACGGUUGGUUCGAAGUCGAAGGCAUUGCAGAGCUGCGUCUCUACUUUCUCGACAUCCUCGAAACACUUGCAGCAAGGGUCUCUCUCACAAAACGAGCUGCCGCUGUGGAUUCGACGGUAAAAGGGCUCACCCUCAUCAAUGGGAAGAGGGACGCAGCUGACAAGGCGGAAGGAGCGAAGCACGAAGCAGCUUUGCUGGGCGACGACAUCUUUGAGACCCUGCUCUCCCUGGCGCUUCGGUCCAACGACCGUGCCAUGCUUUUGGGGUCACUACGAUGCCUUACUACAGUGGCAGCUAACGAGCGCAACGAGGUCGCCUUCACCGAGGUCACGUUGGCCAACGGACAACAAUCGCCUGGUCUGCUGCAUCGCUGCGUCGAGUUGCUCCCCCUGACCCAAGACACCGAACUGCUUGACGCUGCUCUCGACCUGCUGUACCAGCUGAUCUGUAUCGGCAACAAUGCCAUCAAGAUUGCCGCUUCACUUGACCCAGAGACGCGCAGAGCCUCAUCGCCAUCAUCGAGACGGGCAAGCGGCCUCAACACAAAGACGUAUCCCUCCAAGUCCACCCAUGCCACUGCUAAGACUGCUGCCCUGGUUCGCUUGCUCUGUCGCAAUCUGCAGCUAGGCCGCACCAUGUGGGAGCGUCUGGUCCCACUCAGAGUGCCAAACGCAUGGCUCUCGAGCAUUCCCAGCCGUCACAUCGAGACAAUGCGCAAGAGGCGUGAGCUUCAGAUCAGGAUCGCCAAUGAAACACCUCAAGAGCGCGCCAGGCGCAAGAAGCUGACGCCGCAAGAAAGUCAGAGCCUGCUCGGACUAAAGGAGCCAGAGCGUGGGAUCGCGUGGAUGAAGAUGGUUUUCCAACUCGAUCAGACGCAAGAGAUCACUCAGAUGGAGUUCUGGACCGCCUACAAGGAAGAGUUCGGGCAGCAGACCGACGUGCCCCUACAGCCCGCAGCCGAGCUUAUCCGCGCCGUCAGCCAGGUGUUCCCGCAUGCCGCAGCAAUGGUGGUGCCACCGCAGGAUGGCAAACCGCAGCGCUUCGUCAUUCGAGGCAUUACGGUCAAGGAGAGGGACACCGAGCUGCUCGAGCCAUUCCGUUGCCAUUGGUCGACAUGUUCAGCUCCGCAGACAAACACGCUUGAGUCGCAACGAAGUCACGCCAAGCUGCAUGCCGAGUAUGCAUCGGAUGGUCGCUGCCGAUGGAGGAGGUGCGACUUUGACGCGAAGAGCUCUGACGCUGCAAUCGAGGCUGUCGAUGCAAAGCGAGCACUAACUGCCCACGUGCUGACGCACAUCAAAUCGGACGGUACAGAGGCAGUGCCAGCAAAGCCGAGCAAACGUCCAGAGAUUAUCGUCGACGAUGACCUUCGUGUUGUCUCCGGAGCAGCACACACCGGAGAAGCUGCGCAGCUCACCACUGCCAGGCUCAACGGUGCGCGCAUUUUGCGUGGGAAGCGAGACUCGGACGGUGUCGAGACCACCUUCACGCUGGCAAAGGCUGCGGUCCAAAGCAAGGCUCAGGCAAACGGAGCUGUCAACGGACAUGUUGCGAAGGCCAAUACGGUCCCUUCGAACGGCACCAUUGACAAUCCGGGCUCGUACAUUCUCGACGUGACGCGGACACCCACCGUCGGCAACGAGGAAAACUUAUCGCCGCAAGGACCUGCGUAUACCUCCAUCUUGAUUUUGCGUAUGCUGGCAAGGCGAGCGGCGUCGUUGCUGCAAAAGGCUGGAUCGAAACGACGCGAGCAGAGCGAGGACGACGAGGACGCUGCUGCCAUUCGCGGUGAAGGCGACGAAAAGUUCGGUCUACCGCUGCCUGCCAAUUUUGGCUCGUCUGACCGCAGCAAGCGGCCCGAGAAUGGCAGUGACAAUGUAACAGCCAAUGGACUUGAGGCAGGCGGCAUGUCUGCGUUGGGCAACGAGGAGGAGGACUACGAAACCACCGAGGCUUGGGCAGUGGAAGCAGCGACGCGUCUGUUGGACGCAGUGGAAGGUGUGGAAGAGGAGCUGAUGCAACACUCGUCGCAAAACGAUAUCUUGUCGUCGUACAUCAACGACACGCUAGUCGAGCUCCGCAGGCGCCCGAGUGAUGAUCGGGCAGGCUCGUCGCAGGGUCGCAUAGAUCCGCAGCUAGUGUAA